ACUGGCAGCCCGGAUAUAUUGCAUAAUUCUGCAUAUUACACCAAAAGUCCUCAUCCGGGUAUCCCUGGGGCACAUCAGAUGGGGGCUAUGUGCUUGUGGUUUUUAAAACUAAGCGGAGUUUCAGAAGUCCGGUAGGUGGCAGUGAAUGUUCUCAGGUAGGGAGGGCAGGUUGCGGGGGGCGUGUGUUCCUCUCGCACAAGCGCUCCCAUGUUGCGUAGUCUGGAAACCUGACGUGGAGAGCAGCCGAGCGGUGAGUGACAGAGUUGCGGCAGGGCAGAUCAGAAAGUGCCUGUGGCCGCGCUCCCCCUGCUCGCGCACUCAUCUCCGGAGACACGGAGUCGCACGAGACUGGCGACACGCUCCGACACCGGUCGGCUGGCCGCGGGUGACCCGAGGAUCCCACUUUGACGAACAGACUCGGGCUCCGCUGGCAGGAAAGGUGGAACUAAACUACAUUCAUUGACUUGAGAGCGAUGCACUGGCAGCAUGGCCAAGUGGUUCAAGGAGCACCUAGGAUUCAAAACUACCAAAGCACCCCCUCCGGCGCCUCCGAAACCGGACUACAGACACUGUCACACCGGUGUGCCCGGUGCGCCUGGCUACCAACAAACAAGCUCCGGGGCCACCUUCCCCAGCCCCGCUCAGCCGGACAUCCUCGCUGCUUACAAACUACAAAAGGAGCUGGACUUCGAGGACCCGUACACUCCAGGUGGAAAUAUUUCCUUUGGUCCGAGCUUGAACACUGUGGGGUCGCCGGAUAUCAAGUAUGUGUCACCAAAACACCGACUCAUCAAGGUGGAAACAAUCGAAAAGAGCAGCCCAGCUCCUGGCGGCGGUGUCACAGUCACCCAAGCUGUUGCUGUAGGGAGUGUUAAAUCUCCCACUUCACCUCCCUCGGACCACGACAACAAGGAGAAGCUCAUUAUCCUUGAAGACUAUGCUGACCCUUUCGAUGCUGAGCAGGCUGGUGGCACUCAGACCAGUACGGAAAAAGUGACAACCGAGAAUGAUGGCUACAUGGAGCCAUAUGAGGCCCAGAAGAUGAUGGCAGAAAUACGAUCUGGUGGACGAGGACCUAAGGAAGGAUCGGUGAGGCAGCUGCCCCUAUACGACACGCCGUAUGAGCCAGCCGAGAACGGUGGAGACUCGGACCCUGAGCGCUUGCGCUGCCCCAGAGAAAGCCGACUGCCCCAGGAUGACGAGCGACCCCCUGAGGAGUAUGACCAGCCCUGGGAGUGGAAGAAAGAGAGGAUUUCCAAAGCCUUUGCAGCUCUGCUUUGUUAUGACUGCAUUAGCUACGAGGGCUCUGUAAAUGGCACUGGAUCAGGUCCCCACGGAAGAAAGGACUGCACCUCUAAAUCCCUCACAGUAGAGAUUAAAGUGAUCAAGGACCUACCGUGGCCCCCUCCUGUCGGGCAGCUCAACACCAGCCCUCCCCUGGUGGAGGAGCUGGAGUCUCCCUCCCAGACAGCUCAGCCCUCGCCAGGACAGACAAGCUGUGACCAGCACCACCAUGUCCAGUUUGAUGGUGUGGAGAAGUCUCGAAUGUCGCCUACCAAGGAGGGGAAAACCCGACCGCUGCAGCGACACUCCAGUGGCUGUCUGGUCAACACCAAAAUGACCUCUCUGGACCACUGCAGCUCUCUCGGGGAGCGUAUUGACCCAACCACACCUCUGGAGAGCCAGUUCUGGUACCAUGGAGCAAUCAGCCGAACAGAUGCAGAGUCUCUGCUCAGGCUGUGUAAGGAGGCCAGCUACCUGGUGAGAAACAGCGAGACCAGCAAGAACGACUACUCCCUCUCCCUUAAGAGCAGCCAGGGCUUCAUGCACAUGAAGCUGUCGCGGACCAAGGAGAACAAGUACAUCCUGGGCCAGAACAGCUGCCCUUUUGACAGCGUGCCUGAGAUCAUCCAUUUCUACUCCAGCCGCAAGCUGCCCAUCAAGGGUGCCGAACACAUGUCCCUGCUGUACCCUGUAGCCAUCAGGACACUAUAGUGCUCUGGGUCACCUGCAGGCGUCGGCCCCCGCAGUACUCACUGGGCCACCCUGUGGCUCCACGCUUCCUGUCCCUCUGGACAGAGCCCAGUAGGCUCAUGGGAAGAUGAACAGUGGCAUCCCAAAACUGCUGAUCCUGACUCACCUCACUGGCCAACAAGAUUCCAGACCUGUUUUGAAGGCCUACUGCAUACUAUCUUACACAUACAGACUCAAUGUUGCAGAAGUCUUUAUUAUUUUAUUUUAUUUAUGACAGACACCCACUUCAUUACACCACAGACUGAGUAUCGGAUGAACACCAUUUCAUUGAUUCUCGAGCUGAUUUCCCUUAGCACUUAACACGCAAAGAAAAAGAAAGGUACAACAUUGUAACAUUUGUCGCCGGGGUGUACCUUUUAUCAUAAAACGUUGUACCUUUUAAGUAAGAGUGUACAUGGAAAAUUGUGUAUGAACAAGUUUGUUUGACUUUGCUCAUUUGGUUAGGCUCUGUUGAUACUGUAAUCGUUUGUGAGGGGACUUGAAGAUUGUAAGGCGACAUUUAUGAGGCAUGUUGGGGGAUAUUGUCCACACGGGCCCCAUACAGUGGCCAGGAUAUUGAAUAAACUGGCCUUGUAUGAAUAGUGUGUCCCCAGCUGCGCGGAAAUAACAGGCCUGUGAACAGUGCAGACUGAUCUCUCUAUCUUGUCAUAGUGCAUGCUGUCUGCUAUCCAUCACUGAGUGGGUGUAUCACACCAAUGACAGUGUAAGUACCAUCGUGGUGAGACAGGCAGGAGAGCAUGAUGGAUGGGUCAACCCAUCCGACACAGUACAAUUGGCUAAGGCUGGAGACCAGAGCCUGUCCAAAUGGACCAAAUUAGCCCCGCUACCCCUGCUUAGAAUGGCUUUGCAUCGGGCGAAUGAAAUAUGCCUGCAUUGUCUACCUCAGAAAAUCAAUUUCAUUCGCCCAUCUGCAGAUCAAUAGGUACAAUGGGAUUGCAAACAUCGAUCUGCCCUCCCUUCGACAUUCCCAAUUCCCCUAAAAUUGCAGCAUUGGUUUUAGGAAUAUGUUGGGUUUUUUUAAUACAAUUAAUACAAGAUUUUUUUUUACAAAAAGACAAGCAGAUUUUCCAGAUCAGCAAUUGUAUGUAUAGUCACUAAUAUGAUACGGUGUGAUGUCAGUAACAAAUGUUUGGUUAAUGCCUUAUAAUGCAUGGGUCAAAUCAGUCCGCUAGAUCAGCUGAUUUCCAAUUCUGCUUUUAACGAUUGUUCUGUGACUGUAAUUUAUUCUGGGGUAAUUAUUACUGAUGUGUUACUCCUUUGUGAUGGCCCGUCGGCCCCCUUGCCCUCAUUGUUCUGUGCCGAUGUGAUCGUGUUUUUCGGGACUACUCCAUCUUCUACUGUGGUGCUUUGCAUUUUUGUUGUUUCAAGUUCUGCUAAAUGCACGUUUGCCUCGGUGGCCUGACUCUGGAACAAGAGUCAUGGCGUCUCCUGACCAACGGGAUUGUCAAGCCUCACGUGAGAGACCAAUCACAGCGCAGCCUGUUCUUUAACCUCUCAUGCUUCCACUUUGCAUUAAAAUCUCUCUAUUAUCUACUCUUUACUACCAGAUGUGCAUACAUGUGUGAAUGUGAGUGAGUAUGCAUGUGUCCAACACGUUCAUGUGUACGGUAUAUGUAUGCAUAUGAGAAUGUGUGCACAGACUUUCUGAGUUCCAGUGUGUUUUUUACCCUGCUGGUACAAACUGGUGACGGCCUUUGCUUGAACCUCUUUGGUUGUCAGCGCCUUUUGUUUUUCUCCCCUGAACUCAAGAAACUAGAAUUUAGCCCUAUGACUCACAAAUUUUCAUUUCUCCUUGCAUUCACUCAUUAACCACCAUUUGAUUUUAGCAACUCAUAGAAAUGACAAGUCCGUCUUGUGGCCUGCUCUCUGCAGUUUAUUGUAACAGACCCAAUAAUAUUUCAGCCCACAGCAUUUAAUAUUGCUGACCAAUUAUAAUUUGCUUGUAUGGUCAAACUGCCUCUUCAGAGGAAACAUUUGUGUCUUAUGAGUUGCAGAAUUCUGUGGUUUAAUGUGCAAAUCCAAGUAAAAAUGGAAAUUUUGGAGGGCUUUGGUCCAAGCUGAAAAUGACUGACACUAGGAAUUAGAAACUGAUUUUAGCGAAUAUGACCACUGUAUAUGCAAAGUCAAAUACAUUUUGGCUUUGACUAUAGCUCCGCUGCGUGCUAUGCAACUAUGAACUGCAGUCAUUGAAGGGAAAAUGAUUGGAGUGUGUGCCUCCACCAGAUGUUUAUGACAAAUGUGAUGGUACAAAACGUCCACCAGGAAGAGAUGUAAUCACAAGAAUGACAUGAUUAGUAAAAAGAAUAGUUGGCAGAAAGUGGGAUGUAUACAGACGUUUAUUUUGUCGGUGCAGUAAGUGAGCAGGCAGAUGUUGCUGUCAUCAGAUAAGUAUGUCAUAUGAGGGUGGCUGUUCAUGUGAUAAGGCAACCUCUGCAGCUUUAAGGAAUAGUAUGUUGUCGAAGUGGACCUAUGUAUUUCCUUGAGAGAACAUAUCCUAAGAAGAAAUGGAAAAAGAAAUAAACUAUAUAAACUUGAUUUAUCCUUUAUGUUCCAAAUGUUCCCUGUUUAAGAGAUCAAAUGUUGACAGUAGAGGCUAUUUAUUUAGUUACUGCUGCUGUUGAGUAUUACUCUACUAUAGGAAAGAGCCUGCGUGUGAUGGCCGCACUGCCUGGAGAGAGGCCUUAGCUUUGGAGAAAGGGAAAAUGAAAAUAAGGGGGAGACAGAGGGGAGGGUGUUGUGACGGUGGGAGGGAUUUGCUGCAAUCUGCAGACACACUCCACAUUCGUAUAUUUCUAUUAUGAGAACCUGACAGAGCCCUUCUCCUCCCUCUGAAGUGUCUUAAAGCGCGUGUGUGUGUGUGUACACACAAUUGUGCAUGCAUGAAACAGUGUUUGUGUGGGUGAGUGUGCGUGUGUACUGGUGUAAGCGACCAUCAGCCAUUGACUUGCCCCGUGUGUAUCUUGUGUAUCACUUUACUGUGGUAAAGUGGCAUGUAUGAGUUUUCUUUGUGUACAUUUUCGUGCCACGUAUGUAUGCACUACUAUAACAUAUCUCUGUACAGUCCCUCAUGGCCAAAUGUAUAUACUGAAUGUAUUGUAUGGGGACAUAGAGGCAUCAAGGUUCAAAAUAAAUAAAAUUGGGUUUAUGAGUUAAUGUGUAA
This is a messenger RNA of Siniperca chuatsi (mandarin fish), 5194 nucleotides long. RefSeq names its product SH2 domain-containing adapter protein F-like. Gene Ontology annotation, molecular function: phosphotyrosine residue binding. Bases 487 to 1995 code for a protein of 502 amino acids. The transcript has 8 exons. The record is from RefSeq and is a predicted model, not a curated record. NCBI's taxonomy places the organism in Eukaryota, Metazoa, Chordata, Actinopteri, Centrarchiformes, Sinipercidae.